This is a messenger RNA of Phalacrocorax carbo (great cormorant), 1334 nucleotides long. The record is from RefSeq and is a predicted model, not a curated record. NCBI's taxonomy places the organism in Eukaryota, Metazoa, Chordata, Aves, Suliformes, Phalacrocoracidae.
CGAGGCGCUCUGCGCAUGCGCCGGGCGGCGCUUUCCCGCCCUGCCUCGCGCCCAACGGCCGCCGCGGCCGCCAUGGAGGAGCCACCGGCGGGGACUCGCGGGCCGGCAGCCGCCUCGCCCCCGCCGGCCGGCGGGGCGGAGGAGGAGCGUUCCGCCGGCGGAGCCCGCCCUGGGGGUGCAGCGUCAGAUCCUGACCCUGGAGAGAAGAAGGUGGAUCCUGAGCAGUCUGUAAAGCAACCUGACAUAACUGCCAUUAGCAAGAAUAAUGUUAGUCCCUGUGAGACCGCCAGAGCGGCUACGAAUGAAAGAUCCCACCGAAGUCCCAGCCUCAGGAAAAGCUUCCUUGGACCUAGUCCCAAGAAGCUGUCUCCCUGUAGGAGGAGUCCCAGGAAAGACCAUAUGUUGAGUUCUUUUAACUUGUCCCCGAGACUGCUCCUCUCCACUCCUCAAGCCAAGCGUCGCUCUUGGUGUCGUUCGAGCCUGAAGGGGACAAAACGCCGAAAAUCUCUGCCUCCUGUUCACAAGGAUGUCACUGAAUUGAGCCAAUCAAUUAGCCUGGAUCUGCCAGAGAUAGACCGGCUUUCUAUGCUGCUGUUGUCUAGUUUCCAGUUUUCUGCACAGAAGCUCGAACAUGUCUUGAAGCAAAGUGACGGCUUCAGCCCCGAGGCUUUCAGAGCUAAUGUGCAGUCGGUCUCAGAAGACCUGAAGCGAUACGUGCAGAAGUUGAAGCGGGACGGAACGCUGAAGACCUGCAUAGAAGACCCUAAAGGGGUUUUGCUGGACUCUGCUUUGGAUGAGUCGGUGGCCCAAGUUAAGGAGUACAUUGCCAGGUUCACCGCUGAAUCUCAGGCCUGGGAUCGGCUCUUGCUGCGCCACCAGGAGAGCGCCGAAGGCACGUCCAGGCGGCUGGAGGAAUGCAGGAGGAGCCAGGGACAGGCAGAGCCUCUCAGCUACCUCCAGACGUCUCAGGCCCGAGUCCUCAGCACCAAACCCGACUACCGGAAGAUCCUGGCUGACCAGGGGGAGGUCUUGAGCUGCAUGGAGCUCGUGCUCGAUGAACUCCAGCAAGCGGUGAAACUGCUGCAGGCCUUCAGUCAGGACAGCCAGCAGUACCUCCAGCGCCUGUCGGAGCAGCUCGCCACCAGGACCUUCCGGCAUAUGGAGAACUCCCCUGUGCGCAAGCUGAUCUCUGCUCCGCCGAGGAAGACGUUGCCGCCGGAUGGCUGAGCGGGGUGGGGGGGCUGCGGGCUGUCGGUGCUGCUGUCAAUAAAGGCGGUGGGAGCUCGGUGGCGGCCCGGUGCCCGGUUUCCCCGCGCUUCCGUCUUUGAAACCGU